AUGAACCAGAAGCGAUGCGAAGGCGGGAAGCAUCAAACAGUUGAUGCGAACAUACGUCGCUUCCCGAUGGGUGGCAGCCCUCAGGCCUCACAACUGCAACAAAUGUUGCCCCAUGCCUCCGUUAGGGCUGCGUGCUCACCGGGCUUCUUCCCACCUGCCCCGAUGUACGGUCAUCCACUUCCGAUGCCCGGUGGUGUUUGGUGGCCGCCCGUUUUGUUGCCACGUGCUCCAGUUCAGCAGGAGUUCACCAAUUCCUUACCUAGGGGAAAUGAUUCUCGACAAAAGUGCGAGAAUAUGCCUGCGUCCGAUAACUCCGACACAAAGCGCGGCGUGUUGGACAUUGUCGACAAUCAAAAAGGUAUUGGAUUCCCUGAGAAUUUUAAGCGUCUGAAAAAGCACCUUCAAAGUAUGGUAAAGGCCUUUGUGGACGAUCCCACCGCUCAUGAGCUCUCGUUCCCCCCAACACUGUCUGCUGCAGGUCGCCAGCAGGUGCAUAAGUUCGCCCACACUUUUGGUUUAUUCCAUAAAUCUUCAGGGUCGCAGAACGAGCGUUUCCUGACGCUAAGAAAAUUCAACAAAACGAGCGAAGAACAGGGAAGGCAAUUUUUGAUUGCUAACGGGGUUCGAGUGAGGACAGAGGGUUACCAAGGGGCUCAGAGGCUUCCUGAUGAAUACAUCAGACCUAAAGUUUCGAACAUCAAUCUAUUGGUGGGGCCACUCCUUAAGCGGAUGUUCCGCGACUUGAAGCUGAGGGGAGAGCAGCGCCAGGGGGGUCGACAGUUAACCGUCGUGCAACCCGGGUUGGGGAACGUCCCGACUAGCAAAGUGCCCCGCCACCGGUAUGCGGAGUUGCAAAGGUUCCGGGUAACAUUGCCUGCUUUCCGACAACAGGGCGCUAUUCUCAAUGCUGUAAAGAUAAGCGAUAUCGUUGUCAUUAGUGGUGACACAGGAUGCGGUAAAACUACUCAAAUACCUCAAAUGUUGUACGAUGCAGGGAUAUUCAACAAAGAUCUACAGAUAGUGUGUACCCAACCGCGAAGGGUCAGCGCCCUUUCCGUUGCACAGCGGGUGUCUGAGGAGCGUGGUGAAGCGUGUGGAAACAGUUGUGGAUAUAUCAUCCGAUUUGACAACAUAACAAGCAGUGAAACGAGAAUUGUUUACAUGACCACUGGAAUCCUCCUGCGUCGUCUACGCACGGAUCCACAGCUUUCCGAUGUCUCUUGUCUCAUUGUGGAUGAGGUGCACGAAAGGGACGUCGAAACAGAUUUUUGCUUGUUACUUCUCCGCGACCGAAUUAUUGAUCAGCGGCGGAAUCCAGGGGCCUAUGCAAACCACAUAAAGGUAGUCGUCAUGUCCGCCACAAUACAAGUUGAGAAAAUAAUAUCGUACUUUUCAGGCGUUACCGUUGGUGAAACAAUACCAGUUAUCAAGAUACCAGGGACACUGCAUCCCGUGAGAGAAUGUUACAUGGAAGAUGUCUUACAGUGGCUCCAAAUGCCACUUUCAACACUUGCUUCUAUGAAAUUGCCAAAUAAUGCACUUUCAAUGCAGAGUACGGGUAACAAUACUGAAGAUAUGGCAAAGCGCUCGGUGUACGAAAAGAUAAAAGAAGCCGUUGACACGAAACUGGGCUUUGACUCACAGGCCCAUGUACCGUACGACAUAGUGGUUAAGCUUAUAGGACAUAUUCACAGAAGUUCCCAACAUCUGUCAGAGAGUAUACUUGUUUUCCUUCCGGGGUGGCAGGCCAUAUCUCGUGUGGCAAACAUGAUUCGAAUGUCAAAUGUGUCCAGGGAGUUGUCCGUCCUACAGCUGCAUUCUAGUCUGACCGCGGAAGAACAACGGCGGGUGUUUUACCGUGCCCCCAAAGGCUACCGGAAGGUAGUGCUUUCAACUAACAUAGCCGAGACGAGUAUAACAAUUGACGACAUCGUCUAUGUUGUUGACAGUUGCCUCACGAAAGUUUCAUCUUACGAUCCCGCAGCAAACACGUCGGCCUUAACAGCAGAAUUCAUUAGCCGAGCCAACGGCUUGCAACGUCGUGGUAGAGCCGGGCGUUGCCGACCAGGUGUGUGUAUUCACCUCCUUCCGCGGUCAUCCUAUGAGGCUUUACCUGAGUUUCUCCCACCGGAAAUAAUGAGAACCCCCUUGGAGGAAGUUUGCCUGCUUGCAAAGGCUUUAAGACCAGAGGAAACGUGCGUAGAGGUUCUCAGCCGUGCACUUGACGUGCCCUCAGAAUAUUCAACAAAACAUGCCACUAAUUUCUUGAAGGAUAUUGGUGCGUUCACGCCUGAAGCUGAACAGUUGACGAGUCUUGGUAGAGCGCUGUCAAGGUUGCCUGUUCAUCCGUUAUUGGGCAAAAUGCUGCUCGCUGCUGCCUGUUUUGGUGUUUUGGAUCCGGUUGCGACAAUCGCGGCCUUCCUUUCGGGGAAAUCACCCUUUUUAAAUACACCCAAUCAAAGGGGUGACCUCCAGAAAGCGGUUGACGCCAUUGACAACGGUUUUCUUUCGGACCACAUGUCCGUCCUUAAACUCUUUGAUGGGUGGAAACGUUCUGGGUGCAGCCCAGAAUAUGCAAUACAUAAUUUCGCUGAUCAAGCGGUGCUGCGGUCCAUAAGUCGCACGAAAAACCAGCUGCUACGUUUUGUUGAGAACUCUGCGUUGCUACGGAGGACGAAAAAUCCAGUGAAAUUUGCUUCUCGACAUUCUGACAAUCUAGGAUUGAUCCGCUUGGUCGUUCUUUGGUCGCUUUAUCCACGGAUCGCUUCUUUGGAGUACCGGAGUAAAAGGAGUGGAGGCCAACCCGAGAUUAUUUGUUGGGAUGACAAGCAUUGUCAACUAGCGGCAACAUCUGUGUUGGCAAGGAAAAGGCAGAAUAAAUAUGGAGACCGGGCAUUUAUAUUUUUUAACGAACGUAUGUUCCUUGAGACCAACCUCACGAUAUUUGAUGCCACAGCGGUGACCCCCGUAGAGCUCGCCUUAUGUCUCCGUGAGCUUACCGUCAAGUCGGUAAAAGAAAUUCCACCAUCACUUUUUACAGAUCAUGAAAGUAGGAUGACGCCUGUUUUUCCUUAUGUGCCAAACGGGGAAAAGGAAAGUGAAAACAUGGCGGCGCUAUUUUUCGACAAUUGUAAGAAGAUGUAUUUGACGAAUGUUGAUGUGGCAACCUGCCUUCGAGAUGUUCGUGAGUGCAUGGACUAUUACCUCGCCCUCUCAAUAAAUAGGGUGCGGGCAGACCUGUUUCCGGAGGAGCUGUCAUGCGCCAUCGCAUAUGCUAUAGGAUAUCCUCUGGCGAGUUUCAAAAGCGGAAACACGGUGGUAGGUGACAGUUCUGAGAGUGAAUUUUCGGAAACCGGUGAGCAAGCGGGGUCGUCGAGGGUGAUGGAAGGUGGUAAUAUACACGUGGAAGCUGACUCUUGCAGUGAUAGUAGUGGGGACAUUCCGGAAAUGGUGAUCGAUGAAUUUGAAAACUUCGACUUGACGGAUGCAGAGAUGAGGCAAAUUUCCAUCUCUCUUGGAAACUUAGCAGUCUUCAACCGCUAUACCGCCAGCCAUCAAUUCUUAUCGGCCGAGACGACUGCUACGCGUGGAGAAGGCGAACACGACGCAGUGGCUGGAGGGGGUCAAAAACGUGUUGAAUAUGGUGAAAGUCAAGGACCUGAGGCUACAGGUGAGAGUGAGGGCAACGCACCGGUCACUGAAGAAGGAGGUUUUGUCACUAGAGACGAGGAAGCGCCGGACACUGCGCAGGAGUGA
Messenger RNA from Trypanosoma brucei brucei TREU927, 3756 nucleotides. RefSeq names its product ATP-dependent DEAH-box RNA helicase, putative (gene Tb927.6.740). Gene Ontology annotation, cellular component: intracellular anatomical structure; nucleus. The transcript has a single exon. The record is from RefSeq and is a predicted model, not a curated record. Lineage: Eukaryota; Euglenozoa; Kinetoplastea; Trypanosomatida; Trypanosomatidae. Bases 1 to 3756 code for a protein of 1251 amino acids. Gene Ontology annotation, molecular function: RNA binding; ATP binding.